Hirundo rustica (Barn swallow) is the source of this 582-nucleotide messenger RNA. Its product is annotated as atherin-like. The transcript has a single exon. The record is from RefSeq and is a predicted model, not a curated record. Bases 1 to 582 code for a protein of 193 amino acids. Lineage: Eukaryota; Metazoa; Chordata; Aves; Passeriformes; Hirundinidae.
AUGGCCGCGCUGGGUCAGGGCGCGAUGGCCGCGGCGGCUCCCGCGAGCGCCGAGCGUUCGAUUCGGCACCGCCCCCGGGGCCGCCGCUUCCCGUACCCGGCACCGCCUCCGCCCGCUUCUCCGGCCCUUUGCCGCUGCUCCCACCGCUCCUCCCGCACCCGGCACCGCCUCCGCCCGCUUCUCCCGCCCCUUGCCGCUGCUCCCACCGCUCCUCCCGCACCCGGCCCCGCCUCCGCCCGCUUCUCCGGCCCCUUGCCGCCGCUCCCACCGCUCCUCCCGCACCCAGCACCGCCUCCGCCCGCUUCUCCCGCCCCUUGCCGCUGCUCCCACCGCUGCUCCCGCACCCGGCACCGCCUCCGCCCGCUUCUCCGGCCCCUUGCCGCCGCUCCCACCGCUCCUCCCGUACCCGGCACCGCCUCCGCCCGCUUCUCCGGCCCCUCUGCCGGCCGCUCCUCCGGCCGCUCCCCGCUCCUCUUCCCCAGCCUAUCUUCGCGCACCUUCCCCUACAGCCCCUGUCAUUACGGUUCCUCCCGUGCGCCGCUCCUCAGCGGCGCUCCCUGCCGGGGUCAGCGGGAGCUCUGA